Messenger RNA from Diachasma alloeum, 1669 nucleotides. Its product is annotated as G-protein coupled receptor Mth2. The transcript is spliced from 2 exons. NCBI's taxonomy places the organism in Eukaryota, Metazoa, Arthropoda, Insecta, Hymenoptera, Braconidae. The coding region runs from base 1 to 1299 and encodes 432 amino acids. The record is from RefSeq and is a predicted model, not a curated record.
AUGUGCCGGCUAGGAAGACGAGGGGUGAUCGUCAUCCUCGUGAGUUUUCUGUUCGGUUUGAGGUUUGGGGGCGCAAACGCCAGGUUCUUCAAGUGCUGCAGUGAUGGAUUCGUUCUUGACGAUAAUCUUGAUUGCGGAAAAAUUCACGAUAAUGCGGCUGAGGCGUUGUCAGCGUUCGGCAAUGGCACAAGUGAAGUUUUGGAAGAAUGCCCCAAUGGAAUCCACGACAACACACCUACAGAAGCCAAUGGCACUGGCCUAGCCUGCAGGGGGGUGCUGGUAAACGGAACAGUUGUCACCUUAUCCUGCGAUAAGAUGCUGAGCAAUCAGACACAUGGCCACUGCGAUAGCCCAUUUAAAUUGCUGAACUUCUGGGGGGCGACGAUCGUGGUAUCCGCCACGAUGAUCUACACCCUGCCCUAUCUACUAGUAGUUAUUGUCUACUGCUCGUACGCCGAUCUCCGGAAGAGGGCAUUCGAUAAGUCCCUGAUAUGCUACAAUUCGUCGUACGCUAUUCUCAACCUGAUGCUCAUUACAAUGGGAUUUUUCGAACUCUGUCACAGAGAGUUGCCGGAUUUUGUGUACGGAAUAUGCGGAUCAGUGAUCGUGUACUUCAUUCAGGCCUCCUGCUUGUGGCUGUUCAUUCUCUGUUUCGAUAUGACUCUCGUCAUCACUCGGUUCCGGUGGGCGCCGUCCAGCGACUCAAAAACUCGAAGUGAAAACCGAAAAUUCAAGGUCUACUCAAUGCUAAAUUGGGGAUUGUCGGUCGUACCCGCUGUCAUCGUUGUGACAACUGAAUUCGCGCCGUCACUGCCGAAAGAUUCGCCGGUGAGAGCGAAUUUUUCGAAUUUCCACGGACCUCCGAAUAAAUCCUUACUCAUCUACUCACUUACUGUACCGGUUCUGACUCUUUUGACGAAUACUAUUCUUUUUGUAUAUACGAGUUAUAGGAUGGUAAAAGUGAAGAAGGAUAACAGGAUAUUGAAUCAGAAUAAUGUGAGAAAUGCGAAGAAAGAGUAUUUUGUGUAUUUGAAAUUGUACAUCAUCAUGGAUGCCCCAUGGUUAACAGGUGCUCUGUCUGCUAUUUACCCGAGUCUGUGGAUUCUCAAGUUUUUCCGAGUUAUUCAGCCAAUUUUAAUGCUGUACAUUAUUCUUCCCAAAAAGAGAAUAUUGAAGACAAUUGGAUGCAUAAAGAAUAGCGCGGAGAGAGAGGCGGAGGAUUGCCUGAGGGAUCGACAUGAUCCGAAGGAUAAGAAAUGUGAUGCGCACAAACCGCUGAAUGGCGAUGCCAUGUGCUAAUUAUAAUUCUGAAAGACUGAUUGAGACCAUCAUUUGGACUGAUUAGAAUGUAAUUGGGGCAUCUCUGAGUGCCUUCUGUGCAAUUUGAGUUUAUGCAUACGGUGUUGUAAUCGAAAUAUUUGGAAAUGUGUUUGGAUUGGGUAAUCAAUAUUUGCCUCAAUCGAUGUGCGGAACGGGCGGUGCUGAAACUGAACGGGAACCGAGCAAUUCCCCAGCCGGAAAUGGUUAUAAGCACUGGUGAUAGACUCUUUAACUAGGUUAUCUGAAGAUUGAAAUACUCGGAGCAAUAGUUGGGCCCUGAACGUACAUCGAAUUAGUGUAAGAAAUUGUUUUUCUUGGGAUGAGUGCACGGAGAGAAAUAUUCAGUGAA